AUGAUUUUGUUGUAUAAUAAUAUAGGACCUAUUGUAAUAUAUAAGUUCACUCGGUAUGAAACGUAGGCACAUUCCCCCGAAUGGACAUGCGCGAUUGUAACAGCCUACUGGAUGCUGAAUUUAUGUUUAGAGCAAGCAAACCUGUAUCCUAUUCACUGCACUGUGGUAUUCAGUGGGCGGUACAAAUAAGCUGUACUUUGCUUUGGAGACAUUGACCAGUAAGCUUCACUUCUUCACCGCCGUGCAGUCUGCAUUGCUCUGGGACCAAGUAACGAGACUUCUUUUUUAAAAAUGUCUUUAUGUGACGUGAUGUUAGUUUGUAAAAUUGCGGAAAAGUACCUUAGUAGUAUCAUUGGACUCUCUGGUUUUGUUCUCUUCCUGGCUCUGGGAAACAUCAUGAGUAAAUUGAAAAAGUUCCCAUCGAUUCGGGGGAACAGCAACAUGGAUACAGGUUAUCGUGGGUUAAUAAACCAAGGUGCUACCUGUUACCUGAACACAGUGCUGCAGACUUUCUUCAUGACCCCCGAGUUCAGAGACGCUGUACACGAGUACAGUGGGCCUGAAAAAGACAAGGAGAAGAAUCUUUUGUUCCAACUAAAGAAGUUGUUUCAGAAUCUAGAGGAUGGAGAAUAUGAAGUUAAAACAACUGGAGUGACAAGAAGCCUGGGAAUGAUGCACAGAGAUGGUCGGGUACAACAAGAUGUAGCAGAAUUCUUCAGAAAAAUCCUUAACGAAGUCAGCAAAGAGUCUCCAGUCUCUGAGAAUUACCAGAGUACUGUAAUCAAUUCCAUAAAGUGUCUGAGGUGUGGAACGGAAGCCUCAGAUAACAGUAGAUAUCUGGAUAUUCCAUUGCCUCUGAACACCACUGAUCAUUCUGCAAGCAUCAUGUACAGUGUGGAGAAGGGUCUUCUAGACUUUUUGAAAACCGAACUUUUGGAAGGAGAUAAUCAGAGCUAUUGUGACAAAUGUGAAAUGAAAACUGACACUGAAACUAGAUACUAUUUUCAGCGCUUGCCACAAAUAUUGACACUGCACCUGAAGAGAUUUGAGUUUGACUAUUAUCAGAUGAGUUAUGUGAAGAUCCAGUGUCCUGUGGAGAUUCCACUGGAAUUACAAUUUCAGGCACCAACUGAAAAUACUGAAUGGUGUUUCAGCGCUACAAUACCACAGAGUAUGCCUCAACAAAAGUUGUCUAAAGACAAUAAAAGAAAUAAAGAAAUUACAGCAGCUGUUAUCCAGAAAUACAUAUUGAAAAGGUCACAACAUGGAUGUCACAGCAACAGCGUGACACACAGAAAGAAACAUGACAAGAAAACGGGCAGCACAGCUACCGGUGUAAGAAAGAAAUUGCCAUUGAAAAUGAAGAUGCGGUCACGACAAAAGCUUAAUAAACCCAAAGAAACAGUGCAAGAAAUUGCAGUAGCUGCCAGUAAAAGACAGUAUUCUGUCCGAUAUGAGCUGUUUGCAAUAUGCGACCAUUCAGGAGGGUACAGCGGUGGACAUUACACUGCUCGUAUCAAAUCAUUUGAGAAUGACAAGUGGUACACUUUUGACGAUUCAUUUGUUCAUGAGGCAAGUGUUUUUGAUUUUACAUUGUUGCUUGAAUAAUUAUUUUAUCAACGUGAAUUACAAUGCACCUGUAAAUUACGAGUAGCUGCACAGUAAAAUGCUCCCCAGAGAGCAUAUCUCAAGAUUAAGUGUAGUUUUUACGAUUUUAGAUAUUCACAAGUAGUUUGGUGUCUAUAAAUGAGCAAUGUGCACAAUACCAAUGGCUUUGUCAGCAAGUCUCCAUGUGUUGAUUCCAGUAUUCAAAGGUUACACACAUAUAGCUUAAACAUUUAGCAUUUGACACAGCAAUGUAGCACCUAGUUCUAAACAGAAAUCAGAUCAUGAUCAGUGUACAGUGAUGAUCUGUCGUCAGGAGGGGAUUCAGGUAGCUUUUCUCACUUGCACUAAUGAGUGCCUGUUUUAUAUAUCUUGCCUAACUGUUGAGCUUUGUGAACUCUGCUGACACUCUGUUUUCCUCACAAUAUCUAAACAGUUUCAUGGUGUGAGUUACAAUGUUGUUCCAGACACAGUAUACACAUCUCUUUAACUCAAUGUCAUCUGUCCCGCACUUUAUCAAUUUGGUUGAGUUGAGAAACAUCCUCCCACCUUGCAGCUGAGCUUGAGCACAGGGUUCUCAUGAGAGCUCUCAGUAUGUGUUAACCCUUCGUUGACCCUGCAGCUUGUGUAUAGUACGUCUUUAGCACAGUCUGAGCAACCAGAACUCAAACUGCACAAGAAACGCCCCCCAUGCAACCCAACGGAGUGAAAGCAUUAGAAAAAUAAAGAGUUACUGUGUGACUUUAAUCAUUCCGACACAUCAAAUAAUAAACUAAUUGUUUAUGUUUCAGUACCACAUGGAACAAGGCUUUACACAAAGUGUAAAGGAAGGAAAGAGGCCCUGUAUAAGCUCCUCCACAGCCUACCUGCUUAUGUACAGAAAGAGUGAAACCAUUAAACCAGACGAUAAGAACUCUGUGAUUCGAAACCAGAGAGACCCAAGGAGCACAGAAACUAAUAGAAACCAGAGAGACCCAAGGAGCACAGAAACUGUGAACUGUGAACCACAUCAGCUGGAUCCUAGUGGGCUGUGCUACCAGGAGCGGCCGAGCAGGUCCCAGCCCCAGAGGCAUCGGCCAGCUGGGGGUAGACCCGCAGCCAGUGGGGAUGAGAGGAGCGCAGCCCGGAGACCCACUACACCAGCCCUGCUUAUGAAUGAAACCAGUAAACCAGACAAUAAGAACAUUGUGAAUGGAAACCAGAGGGACCCAAGAAGCACAGAAACGAAUAGAAACCAGAGGGACCCAAGAAGCACAGAAACGAAUAGAAACCAGAGGGACCCAAGAAGCACAGAAACUGUGAAUGGAAACCAGAGAGACCCAAGAAGCACAGAAACUGUGAAUAGAAACCAGAGAGACCCAAGGAGCACAGAAACUGUGAACUGUGAACCACAUCAGCUGGAUCCUAGUGGGCUGUGCUACCUGGAGCGGCCGAGCAGGUCCCAGCCCCAGAGGCAGGGGAGUGACGACGCCUACACAGGGCACAGAGGGGCUGUAGCGGCUUCUGGUAGAGGCAGCCAAUCUACAGGGCAAAGGGGAGCGGCAGCUCUGCAUCGGCCAGCUGGGGGUAGACCCGCAGCCAGUGGGGAUGAGAGGAGCACAGCCCGGAGGCCCACUACACAUGAAUGAAACCAGUAAACCAGACACAAUAAGAAAAUUGUGAAUGGAAACCAGAGGGACCCAAGAAGCACAGAAAGCCCUAAAGAAGGCAUUCCAGAUGAGGUUCAGAAGUGGGAUGUCCCAGCCAUUCUGGGGAAGAAAAAGGAUGGCAGCUGGUGCUUAUGUCUGGACUACAAGAUCAACCCUGUCACAAAAGACUCAUAUCUCCAGAAUCGAAUCAACGAGGCCCUUGACUGCAUUGUUGGGUCUUGUUGGUUUAGCUCCCUGGACUUGCGCAGCGGGGACUCGGAGGUACAGCUGUCUCUGGAAGUUCGUCUUAAAACCGUUGACCGAGAACGUUGGCAGUUCCAGGUGAAGCUGUUUGGUCUGUAUAUGUUCGAGUGCCUGGUGAAGCGCGUGCUCGGUUCAGUCACCCGAACAGGGUGCUUCAUUUAUCUGGAUGACCUGGAGGUGCACACCCCCAAUUUCUAGGUGGCGGCCAAGGUAGCGGCUGUGAGGAAGUGGCCGACCAUCUUCUUGGGCCUGGCAUCCUUACUACAGGUGCUUUGGGAAGAAUUUUGCACACAUUGCCAGGCCCUUGCACUGGGUGACAGAGGAGGGUAGGUAGUUCUGUGACUGCGGGAGGCCCUCGCCAAAGCACCAGUCUUGGCCUUCCUCUGAUCCCCAGAGACUCUUCAUCCUGUGGGGAUCAGGGCAGAGAGAAGGUGAUGGCGUACUACAGUCAGACUCUCAGCAAGGCAAGAGGAACUACUGCUGUCUGCAGUCACAGGUCACAAAUAUGAUGUGUGUUAUUGGAAAGUAUAUCCUUAUGAAACCCCUUAUUCAAAGUGGAUGUCUGUAGGAAUUUGCUGUGUAGUGGAGGCCUGAGAUGUAACUCAAAGACGGCUGUGGCGAUGGUCCCUCCCGGAUUGGUUCUCUCUCUCCAGAUUUGAGAUUGACAGUCGUCACAGCGCUAUUGAAGCCAGGAUCCAAUGCAUUUUUCUCUCCGAAUAAUGAGUAAGAACAAAAUGACCAAUGUAUUACUCAUACUCUGAAAAAUGGCCAUGCUCAUUAUGAACACUUGUUUGUUCUCAUUGCCCGGCAAGGCCCUAUCAGAUCCCUGUUAAAAUAUCACACUAGUCCAAUGUACAAGAACACAACAUAUUUAUUGUUAGAAAACAAAGUGGUUUAUUUUACAAUUUAAAAUGUUUUUAUUUGAAUUGUAUUGAUUUUUUUAAAUACAAAAACAGAUGAACUAGGUGAAUUUGACAGUAUACUGUACUGGAAAGCAGUAACGUGUGCAGUGAGCAUGCAUGUACAUGUGCAAAUACAAGCACGACAGCCAGUGUUUACGCACCCAUGUGUGGGAGUUACUCAGACAUGCCCUUCUCCAGUGUGAGUCAUGAGCACGGCUGGGAGAGGUGGGGCUGGAGCUGCCUGAGCCUCCCCUACAGUCACUCCUCCUGCAUCAGCAACACUGGGGCUUCACCAGUGCAGAACAGCUGCUGUAUUCCCAAAUCACCAAGGCAAAAUCACACACUAAGCAAGGGGGUCAAUCUUCACAACAAUGGUAUGAUUUGAAACCAGUACUGUGACAUUAUUACUUGGUAUAAACUGAGGUCCAUGAAGUUCACAUGGGCACAUGAAAUGAUUGGAGCGGUAUAUUAAUAGCACCCUGACGGUAAACUGACAAGACGUGUAACUUGUUUGAAAACCAUCAGCAACGCAAUGCCAAGAAGCUGUGACUGCCAUCCCCACCUCCGGCUUGGCAUCUGUUUCUAAUUCAAAGCAAAAAGAAAAAGGGGCAAAAGCCAACAGGGGCAACAUUUAUACAAGCGCAAAAACACAACAGCAGACCCUUCCCGUUCCAUACACUAUGCGUGCGUAUUUGUAUUUCAUGUUGCAGUGGCCAGCUUGUAGCAGUGUGACAUCACAAUAGCAGCUUCGUGAGCUCCCCGCAGCAUCAGGAACACAAAUAACACAGAUAAUGAAACGGUUAGUUACGCCACUGAGAAGCGCUGUGAACCCUCUCAAGACCACACGUUUUUUAUGGUUUAUCUCUGAUGUGUUCUAACCACCAAUAGGGUGGCUGUCUCUUUUGUAACAAGCCCGCUUACAGAGAUGAUGAGAUAACACCUGAAUAUAACACACUUAUAUAUUUCAGAAUACUGGCUAUCGCAUUAUUUUGGAACAUUUUCUGUAAAGCUUGGGUUGUCUAGCUUUGCAAUAUAAAACACUGUUUUUAUUAAUUUCUUCUUUUUUUU
This is a messenger RNA of Acipenser ruthenus (sterlet), 5467 nucleotides long. RefSeq names its product ubiquitin carboxyl-terminal hydrolase 47. The record is from RefSeq and is a predicted model, not a curated record. NCBI's taxonomy places the organism in Eukaryota, Metazoa, Chordata, Actinopteri, Acipenseriformes, Acipenseridae. The transcript is spliced from 18 exons. Gene Ontology annotation, molecular function: cysteine-type deubiquitinase activity; cysteine-type endopeptidase activity. Gene Ontology annotation, biological process: protein deubiquitination. Gene Ontology annotation, cellular component: cytosol; nucleus. The coding region runs from base 292 to 1608 and encodes 438 amino acids.